CGACACGUGCACGGUGUGCAGUAGAGAGCUGAAGGAAAAAGCAUCAGCUGAAGUUCAGCUUUCACACACCAUCGUGUGGUCUUUAUUUUUCUUUGUCCAGGGAAGGCUUUGCCAACAAAGCGGUCAAAAUGGUGAAGCCUCGGUUCAAGGGGAAAAGCUCGAUAAACCCCUCGUCGUCCAGCAGCAACCCCGAUCGAGUCAAAGGGGCUGGUGGAAACAACAUGAGGGACCGAGCCACCAUCAAGCGUCUCAAUAUGUACAGACAAAAGCAGAGAUGUAAUAACCGUGGAAAAGUCAUCAAACCUUUGCAGUACCAGUCCACAGUGGCUCCAGGGACUGUAGCCAGAGUUGAACCGAACAUCAAAUGGUUUGCAAACACCCGUGUGAUCAAACAGUCGUCCCUCCAGAAGUUCCAGGACGAGAUGGGAGCAGUACAGAAAGAUCCAUAUCGUGUGGUGAUGAGGCAAAGCAAACUCCCCAUGUCCCUCUUGCAUGAUAGGGUCAAAGCCCAUAACUCCAAGGUGCACAUUCUAGACACGGAGGGCUUUGAGACCACGUUUGGGCCCAAAGCUCAGAGGAAGAGGCCCAGUCUCAUGGUGGGCGAUGUGAAGGACCUCAUAGAGCAGGCUGAGGCCUCAGCCCAGACCUACAAUGCAGACAACGACAAAGACCUGAUGACCGAGGACACAGGAGUCCGGGAGGAAGCCCGUGAGGAAAUCUUCAAAAAGGGUCAGUCCAAGAGGAUCUGGGGGGAACUUUACAAGGUAAUUGACUCAUCUGAUGUCAUCAUCCAAGUGCUGGAUGCACGUGAUCCCAUGGGAACACGCUCCAAGAGCAUAGAGACAUACUUAAAGAAGGAGAAACCCUGGAAACAUCUCAUCUUUGUUCUAAACAAGUGUGACCUCAUCCCCACCUGGGUCACGAAACGGUGGGUAGCUGUUUUGUCCCAAGAGUACCCCACUCUGGCUUUCCAUGCCAGCCUCACCAACUCGUUUGGUAAGGGCUCCCUCAUCCAGCUGCUCAGGCAGUUUGGCAAGCUCCACACAGACAAGAAACAGAUAAGUGUGGGUUUCAUUGGCUAUCCUAAUGUGGGAAAGAGCUCAGUCAUCAACACACUGCGCUCUAAGAAGGUCUGCAAUGUGGCACCCCUUGCUGGAGAAACAAAGGUGUGGCAGUACAUCACUUUGAUGAGGCGCAUCUUCCUCAUUGACUGCCCCGGUGUUGUCUACCCUUCAGAAGACAGUGAAUCUGAUAUUGUCUUGAAAGGAGUGGUUCAAGUGGAGAAGAUCAGGAACCCAGAGGAGCACAUUGGGGCCGUACUGGAGCGGGCCAAGCCAGAAUACAUUCAGAAGACCUACCGCAUCCCCACCUGGAACUCUGCUGAAGACUUUUUGGAGAAGCUUGCAUUUCGUACUGGGAAACUUCUGAAGGGCGGUGAGCCAGAUCUGACUGCGGUCUCCAAGAUGGUGUUGAAUGACUGGCAGAGAGGACGUAUCCCCUUCUUUGUGAAACCCCCUGGACCUGACGGGGAUCAAGAUGACAAGGAGCCAUUGGCAGUUGAAGGACCCCCAGAGGUAGUCGAGAAUGUGCAGGAGGAACAGCCAGACAACCCGGAUGCCAUCUCAGAGGAACACGAGGAACAGCAGCUGAGACAGAAGGAGCAGGUCCAGAAGAUUCUGGCUAAUGUGCGACAGAACUUUGGCAAGAUCUAUGUGGCACCCGAGUUUAACGAGGAAGACUUGGUUCCUGUGGAGAUGCCUGACCUGGAUAUGUCUGACUUCUCUGGCUCUGAUGGCGAGGAAGACAGUGAGGAAGAGGAGGGUGAAGAGGAAGACGGGACUAACAUUGAACCAGCCGAUGGAGAGCCUGAGGAAUCCGAGUCCACAACCGUUCAGACUGGCAAGGCAAACGACAACAAGAGUUCACGCGAGGUGAUUCGGGAGCUGGAUGAGAAGAUCUCCAAGUACAAGCAGUUCCUGGACCGAGCCAAAUCCAAACGCUUCUCUGCAAUCCGGAUACCUAAGGCACUUUCUGACAAAGCGUUCACAGACAUCAAGACUAAACAAGCGGCAGCAGCAAAGCAAGCACAGAAUAAAGCUGCAAACCAGAGGAGCAAGAAGAGAAAAGCUGAGGACGAGGAGUCCACACAGACACGCAGACUGACGUCUAAACAGAGAAGGGCGAUGGACCGCGCUCAGAGGACGAAGAAAGUUGGCGCGCGCUAUUACGAAACACAUAAUGUGAAAAACAAGAACAAGAACAGAAAGGCCCCAGCAUCAGCCACACAAGGCCAAAAGGCCAAACGAUCAAAGCACUAGACUGGAGUCGUAAAACACAACAUAUGCAAUAAAUCUUUAUUUAAAUUUGCCAAAACGGCCACGUUUUGCCAGGAUGGAAUGCUAAGUAAGUGUUAAAUGGUCUUGAAUGACUACUUCAUGCCUUAUCUUGACUGUUUGUAUCUUGCCUUUUCAAGUUUCUUUGACCCGUCAACCCAGAGCUGUUUUUGAAUGACAAUUCAUUCAUCUUUUACAGAUGUAAUGCUCUCUUAAUGUUCAAGAGAAAUGUACAGUAAUUGAUUGAACUGUACUUGUCAUGCCAUGCUGUUGAAAUAAAAUAAAAUAUUUGCUAAUUACACAGUUUACAUUAAAUUGAUAUCAU
Chelmon rostratus (copperband butterflyfish) is the source of this 2658-nucleotide messenger RNA. It is a transcript of the gene gnl2, whose product is annotated as guanine nucleotide binding protein-like 2 (nucleolar). Lineage: Eukaryota; Metazoa; Chordata; Actinopteri; Chaetodontiformes; Chaetodontidae. Bases 129 to 2318 code for a protein of 729 amino acids. Gene Ontology annotation, cellular component: nucleolus. Gene Ontology annotation, molecular function: GTP binding. The transcript has 16 exons. The record is from RefSeq and is a predicted model, not a curated record.